This is a messenger RNA of Pezoporus flaviventris, 4448 nucleotides long. It is a transcript of the gene HYCC1, whose product is annotated as hyccin PI4KA lipid kinase complex subunit 1. The coding region runs from base 82 to 1644 and encodes 520 amino acids. The transcript has 12 exons. Gene Ontology annotation, cellular component: plasma membrane. The record is from RefSeq and is a predicted model, not a curated record. Gene Ontology annotation, biological process: phosphatidylinositol phosphate biosynthetic process; protein localization to plasma membrane. Lineage: Eukaryota; Metazoa; Chordata; Aves; Psittaciformes; Psittacidae.
CGGUGCCAGCCCGCCACCGCCCGCGCUUGCCGCUGUCGCUCCCGGCGGGCGAGCUGAAGGUCUUAGAACGGAUGUUGGAAGAUGUUAGCUGUGGAUACUGGGGCUGUGGAGGAGUGGUUAUCAGAGUUCAAGACACUGCCAGAAGCAUCCAUAUCCAGCUAUGCUACAAACUUGAAAGAUAAGACUGCCUUGAUUUCAUCUCUUUACAAAGUAAUUCAGGAGCCACAGAGUGAACUUCUGGAGCCAGUUUGCCAUCAGCUCUUUGAGUUCUAUCGCAGUGGUGAAGAACAAUUGCUACGAUUCACGCUGCAGUUUCUGCCAGAAUUGAUGUGGUGUUAUCUUGCUGUCUCAGCCAGCAGGGAUUUGCAGAGCAGUGGAUGCAUAGAGGCUCUUCUCCUAGGAGUUUAUAACUUGGAGAUAGUUGACAAAGAGGGACAUAGCAAAGUGCUGAGUUUCACAAUUCCAUCUUUGUCCAAACCUUCAGUCUAUCAUGAACCUUCCAGCAUUGGCUCCAUGGCUCUCACUGAAGGAGCUUUAUCACAGCAUGGUUUGUCCAGGGUUGUAUACAGUGGACCUCAUCCUCAGAGGGAGAUGUUAACAGCGCAGAACAGGUUUGAAGUGCUGACUUUCCUUCUGCUCUGUUACAAUGCUGCCUUGAGCUACAUGCCUGCAGUUUCUCUUCAGUCACUGUGUCAGAUUUGUUCAAGAAUUUGUGUCUGUGGAUAUCCUCGCCAGCAAGUAAGGAAGUACAAGGGAGUCAACUGUAGGAUUCCAGUUUCAUCUGAAUUCAUGGUGCAGAUGCUAACAGGAAUUUAUUAUGCCUUUUAUAAUGGAGAAUGGGAUCUGGCUCGUAAAGCUAUGGAUGACAUUUUAUACAGAGCACAGCUGGAACUGUAUCCAGAACCUUUGCUGGUUGCUAAUGCAAUAAAAGCUUCACUGCCUCAAGGUGCCAUGAAAUCUAGUAAAGAAGGUACAAGAUGCAUUCAGGUUGAAAUUACACCUACUUCAUCCAGAAUAUCAAGAAAUGCUGUGACUAGCAUGUCUAUCCGAGGGCAUAGAUGGAAAAGGCAUGAACAACCAGAGAAUGGUAAUACUGAUUUAGAGAUACAAGAAGAACUGAUCGAAGUAUCUGAAAGUGAUGAAGGGUUUUACUCUAGGGCUACUUCUAGCACAAGUCAGUCUGCCCUAUCUAACAGCAGCAACACGAGCAGUAAGAACCUAUUAGGGAAGAGCCAGCGAAGGUCUGGAGGAAGCAAAGCUGGAGGAAAAGAAAAGGAAGGAGAAACCUGCAGAGAACACUUGUCACGAAAACAAACUCAGAGAGCUAUGAGUGAGAAUCUAGAGCUUGUCUCUCUUAAGAGACUGACACUGACAACUAGCCAGUCCCUGCCUAAGCCUGGCAGCCACAGUCUGGCCAGAACAACCACUACAGUGUUUAGUAAAUCCUUUGAACAGGUCAGUGGUGUCACAGUUCCAAACAAUCGUGGUGGUGUAUCUGGUACAGAGGCAAACAGAUUUUCAGCUUGCAGUCUCCAGGAGGAAAAACUGAUAUAUGGAACAGAAAGAUCAGAUUUUCCGAUCUUAAGCAAACAACCUAACCAGCAGAGAGCUCCUAGUAUUAGCAUAACUUUGUCAACAGAUUGAUACUCAGUUGGCAAGUAUGAAAACUAAAAUAUUGAUGGUUUAUGCUGGUAUUGGUGCAUUGAUACAUUAAGCUCCUUAAUAUGUUAUAUAUUACUUUCUUAAACCCCAAGCCCAUAAAUUCUUCCUUUGCUCAUAUUUGACAGUAACAGUGAAUAGACAACAGUUGUAAUUAUUUUGCAUCAAAUUCUAAUAGCUUGCAAAGUUCCUCUUUGACUUACUGUAUUUAUAUACCCAGUUGUUUAUGGCUUCAUGUGAAGUUACCUCUUCAUCGGUCUAAGAAGCAUUAACUGGUUGUUUAACCACUGACCAAGAUGUUUGGCUUUUUACAAAUGCAUGGGAACAAAUAAAUCCUCUUUCCCAGAUUCUGCUUUUUCAGUACCACUUGGCACAGGCAAAACUGCAAAGACUUGUUUUGUUUAAGCUGAGUCUUGCAGUAUGGGCAUGGCAUUUUGGAACAAACAUUCUUGUGUGUUAGCCAUGAGAAAGCUGUGCUUACAUGUAAAACUAGAAGCAUCAGUUCAGUGUUUGAUGUUCUGGUGGUUUUUGUAAUGGUAGUUAGUACACAUUGCAGUGUUCAUACGUAUUCACACCUGUACAAGUCUGAAUUAUGAAAGCAUUUUGGUUUUUCUGUAUGUCUUUGAAACUGGGCCAAAAGUCAUACAGCAGCAAUACUUGCAGAUGGGAGUUCUUACCAGUUGCUAUAGUAGUCACUCUUUAGACUUAGGAAUCAUGUGUCAGACUGGGGUUUUUUUUCAGAUUCUUAAAUAUCAGGCACAAAGCUACUCACUGAAAAGUCACUGUCAUCAGUAUUAUUAUUUAUGGGGAAGAGAUGUGCUUAUGUAACAAUGUUAUGCAGGAAAUAAGGUGUGAGCCCUUUGCACUGACUCAAGCAAAUCAGGAGUGUGAAUGUGUUUUACAUGGACUUCUUACUUGAGACUAAGAGAAUACUACCAAAGGAUGUGUACUUUCAGUAACUUGCAAGCACAAAGGGAAAUUAUCAUGUAAAUAUAACUAGCACUGUAAUUCCUAGUCUUUUAUAUCUAUUAUUUUUCUAGCUUGAAAUUCUAAAACAGCAGCCUGUUCUUGGCUACCAAACCUUUAACCUUCAGCUAGUUUGAUGACGUUGUUUGAUACCAACUUUUAUAAUGUUAAGGUUUUAAUUAAAAAAGGGUAUUAAAACUUCUUAUGCAGAAAUUUGGAGAAGCAGUAGCUGACAAAACUACUCCAAUAGCAGUGAUUAGCUGACAGACAAUUUAUUAUGAAUGAAGUAGAAAGAUCUAAGGCACAGUCAUUCCCAACCAUCUAGAUUUCUGCAGCUAUUGAUCCCUUAUGGUCUGGAACCUUGUAACAAAGCAAACUAAAAUUCUAGUAGACUCUCCCAUUUGCCUGAAGAUAGGUUUAGAUAUCCCUUUUUUGACUUAAACUGAAGCACAAGGAACUUUUAAGCAGCUAAUGUUAUUCAGGUUUAUAGCAAUUAAGAAGUUGGUUGAUUAAUGAAAAGAGAUGAGGAGACAGUUGGUAGGGACAAGUAAGUUGUGUAAUUCUGCUUCUAAGACUGCAGAAUAGGUGUGUACCUUUCUUAAUGUUCACUGCAGCCUAUGGAAUAGCUGGAGUGGUCUGUAGGUGUUCAUCUUCACCUGGGAGCCUGACUUUAAAUGAAUGUGCCACGUUUUCUCAUUCUUCAGUUUGUUGUGUGACUGUUCUAUUCUAGUAAUGCAGUAGUUCAACUUUUUACAGAGGAGUGUUUUCUUAAUUGUACAUGAAAACUUACAUUCCUAAUGUAUAAACUGCAGGUUUGUCCUGUUUAGAGUUUAAUACUUUAGCCAGUGAAAUAAACUGGUUGUUUGGAGUUGUAUGUUUUUGUAAAUAGUUUGGCAGAAAAUUUUGCCUUUUUAACAGGUUUUUCUGCAACAGCACAUUUGUUUCAGAUUGACUAAUGCCUGUAGCUGCUUGGAGCAUGCGUAGCCACAAGCAAUAGGAGGGUUUAGGCAGCUGAUAGCAAACCCUGGCUAGCACUACACAUACUGAAUGUGGAGCUCUUCUUUUCCUUGAAAUUGUUCUAGAUGGUAUGAGGAAAUAACAUGCAGAACUUACAGCUGCCUCCUGGUCUGCUCUUGCAGAGUAGCAUUGGAGAAUACUUAGAAAAUACUUUGCAGUAAUUAAAACUGAAACAUAAACUGGAAUAGACACAGAAAAUAGCAAUUGAUAGAUGUUUGCUGUAAUGGUAUUAGUUCUGAGUGUCAAGGGGCUAGAAUUUUGAAGUAGUUCUACUGGUUUUCUUUUGUUUCAUUUAGUUUGUGGUUGGUUGGUAUCUCCACAGUACACACUCUUUUCAAGCUGGAUAUUGGUUUAAAAGAUCUUUAUUAUACUGGGAAGAUAUAGUCACCUUAGCUAUAAAUAGAAUUUUGAAGGGUCUAAAAUGCCAUCAUGUUUACAGUACCAUUGUCUACCAGUCAAACAGUGUUAAAAUUAGUUUAUAGUUUAUCCUUUUAUUUUCUCCAGCUAAUUAUUCUAACUGGUCUGGCUUGAGCCCAGGGACCAAUAGGCUCAUAUUGGUACAACUCAAAUUAUAUAAAGCUUCACACUUUUUUUUGAGAAAAUGAUGAAAAGUUUUCGGUACUAAAGGCUGCUGUUUCUCUACAUGUGUGGCUUCAUAUAAGUACGUAUGUAUUGGUCUUUGGAGCAACUUACGCAAUGAGCAUGUUUUUGUGAACUGACAUUACAUGUUUGAUACUGAUCAAGUCUGAAUAAUUUCUUUCCUGAUGUGAGCAGUAAAACUUUCAGUUGUGUUUCUUUCUUUCCUU